AUGGGCUCCAGCCUCAAGUACCGAGCUGGCCUCUGCCUCAUCGUCGCCGUCGUGCUGAUUUGGGUCCUCUCCGCCGAGGUCACGCAGGGGAUAUUCACAAAGUACAAACAUCCGUUUGCAAUUACUUACUUGGGGGCCUCCCUUAUGGUCAUAUAUCUCCCUUUGUCAUUUCUAAAAGACUUCAUAUACAAUUCAAUGAGACGGCAUUCUGGAAACACUAGUGCUUUAAAAAUUGCAAGCAAAUCUUCCUUUGGUGGUAGUGCCCCUUUGAAGAAUGGUGAAUUUCAGAAGGUGUUGGAAAUGGAAUCACAGAAAACUAUAAUGAUAAAUUGCACUGAUGUGAGCAUUCCUGUAGUAGAAGAGACAAAACCACUCAUAUACGGAAUCACUGAAAUGAAUGAUGGCGUUUUGAAGGACAAGCAACUUUCCACUAAGGAGAUUGCAACUUAUGGAUUGUAUCUUUGCCCCUUAUGGUUUGUGACAGAGUAUUUAUCGAAUGCAGCGCUUGCAAGAACUAGUGUUGCCAGUACCACCGUACUGUCUUCAACUUCAGGACUCUUCACUCUUUUCAUUGGUGUUUUACUUGGCCAAGACUCCAUAAAUGCUGCGAAAGUGAUUGCUGUUUUCAUUAGCAUGGCUGGCGUUGUAAUGACAACUAUGGGCCAGACUUGGGCAUCUGAUGAAUCAGAAGUAGGCAAAUCUGGUGAUACACAGAGGACUCUUCUAGGUGAUAUGUUUGGUCUUAUGUCAGCAAUCGCCUAUGGUCUAUUUACUGUGCUGCUUAAAAAAUUCUGUGGAGAGGAAGGAAAAAAGGUUGAUGUCCAAAAACUGUUUGGUUAUCUUGGACUUUUUACCCUUGUUGCUCUCUGGUGGAUUGUCUGGCCAUUAACCGCACUAGGCAUUGAGCCAAAGUUUUCGAUGCCCCACUCAGCUAAAGUGGAUGAAGUGGUGGUGGCAAAUAGCCUAAUCGGAAGUGUACUAUCAGACUACUUCUGGGCUCUUUCUGUUGUUUGGACUACUCCCUUGGUGGCCACCCUAGGCAUGUCUCUCACAAUUCCACUAGCAAUGGUUGCUGAUAUGAUCAUUCACGGCCGUCACUAUUCAGCAGUAUAUAUUCUUGGUUCUGUCCAGGUAUUUUCAGGCUUUGUUAUCGCGAACCUUGCAGAUCGGUUUUCACGUUCUCGAGGGCUAUUAUAG
Messenger RNA from Miscanthus lutarioriparius, 1197 nucleotides. Lineage: Eukaryota; Viridiplantae; Streptophyta; Magnoliopsida; Poales; Poaceae. The record is from the annotation of a GenBank genome assembly.